Molecule: messenger RNA, 1475 nt
Organism: Helianthus annuus (common sunflower)
Lineage: Eukaryota; Viridiplantae; Streptophyta; Magnoliopsida; Asterales; Asteraceae
Product: UDP-glycosyltransferase 87A1
Exons: 2
Coding region: 32-1366 (444 amino acids)
Molecular function (GO): UDP-glycosyltransferase activity
Source: RefSeq, a predicted model, not a curated record
UCAACCAUUUCCGAUCAACCUGAGAAGAAACAUGAAUCAAGUGUUGGUAAUUCCGUACCCUGGAAGAGGCCACAUAAACCCUAUCUUGAACCUCUGUCACUUACUCUCUUCUCGACUGAACCGCCACAGUCGCACCACCAUCUUCACCGUCGUUGUCACCGAGGAGUGGCUCGGGUUUCUCAAUCCCGAUCCAGAGCAGGAUAACAUCCGGUUCGUCACCAUUCCUAACGUCAUCCCUUCCGAGCUCAACCGUGGCUCAAACAUGGUAGCUUUUGUGACUGCGGUUCAAACGAAAAUGGAAGGUCCUGUUGUGGAGGUGCUUGAUCAGAUUGAGUUUCCGGUGAAACUCAUCAUAGCCGAUGGGUCUAUGCACUGGCCGUUUGAGUUAGCUAACAAGAGGAAUAUUCCGGUUGCAGCGUAUUGGCCGAUGAGUGCCUCCAUGUUUUCCGUUGUGCAUCAUGUUGAUCUCCUGGAAUCACAUCAUCACCUCUACGUUGAUGUAUCAGAACGAGGAAAGGAGAUCAUAGAUUAUAUUCCUGGAUUAUCUUCGUUAACAGUAGCAGACAUUCCAAAUAUCUUUCAUGGCGGCAUUGGUGAGAAAUUUAAGGACAUUGUACCUAAAGUCUUCGGUAUAAAAGCAAAUUAUGUCCUUAUAUCAACCAUGUACGAGUUAGAAUCUGAAGCCAUUGAUGCUCUUCGAGCUACAUUAAAGAUGCCCAUUUACACAUCUGGACCCAACAUACCUUACUCCGAAAUCAAACCCAAUCCCUCAUCAGACCAACCUAUUUACAUAAAGUGGUUAGACUCCAAACCACCCAGAACCGUCUUGUACGUUUCUUUGGGUAGUUUCCUAUCGGUUUCAAGUGCUGAAAUGGCUGAAAUCGCAUCCGGGUUAACCCAAAGCGGUGUUAACUUUUUGUGGGUGGCUAGAGGAGAAACCUCACAUUUAAAAGAAAUUUGUGGGGAGAAUGGUAUGGUGGUGGAAUGGUGUGACCAACUUAAGGUUUUGUUACAUUCUUCAAUAGGGGGAUUUUGGACACAUUGUGGGUGGAAUUCAGUGAAGGAAUGCUUGUUUUCGGGUGUACCGAUGUUGACUUGUCCUAUAUUACUCGACCAACCGCUUAGCAGCAAAAUGAUCGUCAAAGAUUGGAAGACUGGAUGGAAUAUGAGGGAUAAAGUGGGUGUUUUUAAGAGAGACGAGAUUGCGAAGAUUGUAGGAGAUUUUAUGGAUUUGAAGAGUGUUGUGAGGAUCGAGAUGAUGGAAAGGGCGAAGGCGUUUUCAAGAACUUGCCAAGAAAGUGUUGGUGAAUGUGGAUCUGUUAAUGGAGAUCUUGAUGCUUUUCUAAGAGAUAUUGUAAUGAACUAAAACGAGUGAACAAGGUUUAAGUAUGUCUAGUAGUCGUGUUAGAAUUCCAAUAAAAGUUUAUAGAUCAUAUGUUGUGUGAUGAUAUACAAAGAAACCUAAGUUGAUAGCA